AUGGUAUAUCAACGAGGCUUUGUGAGGACAUCAAGAGCUGGAGUUUGGAUAGCUCUUACUAGGGAAACUGUGGUGCGAUUAAUUGAUUUUGACGAUUUAUUGUGGGGAUUGAAAACGGGUUUGUCCGAGUUAAAAGUUGCUUAUUGUACCGCAGGUGGUCCCCUAGCAUUAUAUUGCGGGGAACGCUUUGAUUUGAACGAGGGUGGAAAUGCUAUUUGUUUUUAUAAUGCAAGAGGGGCGCCACACCCUGUGAAGUCGCAUAUUCAGUUGAAUGGUAUGGAAAGUGUUUUCUUCAUGUGCUGGAAUGAAUGUAAUGAUCAUCUCAUUAUUUUGUUGAACACAGGGGAAGUACGAUUUUUUAAUUUGGCGGGAGAAAUUGUUGCAUCAUCUAUCAAGGUUCCGGUUGGAUUAUUAUGUGUUAGCACAGCAAAUGGAAUCGCUCUAUUGGUUGAUGAUGGGGAGCCUCAUGUGAUUCUAUUGGAAUAUCAUUCUAGUGGGGAAUAUAGAAAAUUUUUCUUGAAACUUCCUCUGGUAUUUCAGAACCAAAAACCGACGGUAAUGUUGGCCAUUCCAAAACAAUUUAGUGAUACUGGUUACACUGAACUGUUUAUACCUUUUCUAUCGAAUGAAAAUGUAUCUAGUUUUUUUCAUUGUGUCUUUUAUAAUAAUCCUCGAUGUUUUGACCUUCGUUUAUCUGUGGGUGGAGGUAGUGUGGUUCAUAUGGCACUCUCCCCAAAUGGUCAAUCGAUUGCCUUUUUGGUUCGGGAUGGAACGCUCUGCGUUGCCUCACGCUCAUUUGAAGAUGUUACACGUUUGAUCAAUAUUGAAAUGGACGUUAUGCCAGUUCAAUUUCUUUGGUGUGGGGAUAAAUGCAUUACAUACUUGCAUUUGGCUAGACAAUUUGAUGAAAAUGCUGAGUUUCCAACAAGAUUAACAUUAGUCAAUGUGGAUGAUCCGGAUCAGUCGGAGUUUUUGAAUGAUAUCCCUUCUUCUCCUUAUUUGUUUUCCGAGUGUGAUGGUAUUCGGAUUUUUUCAUCAGAUGCGUAUCAAUUUCUUCAGGUUGUUUCGGCACCAAGUCGUCGUAUUUUUUCUGUGGGAUCUCGGGCCAAUUCUGCACUGCUAUUGCUUGCGUUUGAUGAGUUUAUGUGUGGUGGUACAUCUUCUGUAAAAAUGAUUCGAGAUCUACAAAGGAACCCCGCUGAAAUGAAUGAGGCAGUGAAUGAUUGUAUUGCGGCUGCUGGAUUUGAAUGGAAUAUCUCACAACAAAAAAGAUUGAUGCGGGUUGCUGCUUUUGGGAAAUCAUUUUGUUCAAUGUAUGAAUCCGAUUUUUUUGUCAAUAUGACCCGAAGACUACGCGUUUUGAAUGCCUUACGCAAAAGCAAAGUAGGUAUGUUGAUGUCACAGGCACAGUUUUUAUCUUUGGAAGGGGAUCGCUUGUCUGAAAGACUUUUACAAAUGUGCCAUCAUCAAUUGGCGUAUUAUAUAUGCGAUUUUCUAGGAUUCAACACCAGAAGAGUGAUGAUGGAAUGGGCUUUGGCGAAGUUAACCAAACCUUUUUUUAGUGUGACGGAAGAAAAACGAACGGCAUUGGAUGUGAUUGAAAAACUGAAGGAACUGAAACAAAAUUCAUUUGCUGAAAUUGCUUGUAAAUUAUAUGUAAAACAAAAAAAACACGCCGCCUUGUUACUUUUAGAGGCCGAAAAAGUUGCCUUACAACAGAUACCAAAAUUACUGGAUAUCAAUCAACCCGAACUUGCUCUUCAGAAAGCCGUUACGAGUGGAGACACAGAUCUGAUAUUUACAGCUAUGAUGUACCUUAUCUCUCACCAGGGUAUCGAGGCUCUUCCUCUCUUAAUGAGCGAUUUGACUACGGAAAAGAUUUUUCUUUUAUAUGCCACUUUUUCUGAAAUCCAUCGAGAGCUUCUUAUGGAACAUCAUAAAACACAUCCGGAACACAAAACUUAUAUGGAUAUUUUAAAUUACUUGAGGGAGGAAGAAGGUGUGAAACAAUCACUUUUGAAAAAAAACAGCAAUUGGGAGAUAUUACAACAGAAAAAACUAACUGCCAUUGAAAAUGUUGCUAUUUCAGUUAAACGAGAAAUUCCUGGCGGCUUUUCUAAUAGUGCUAUUGUAAGAAACGCGCUUCCUCAUGCUGUGGUUCUUAGUGGGUUUUCUACAUCUUCUCAAACAAAUGAGAAUUGGGUUCGUUUACAUAUGCAACUUUUGGAUGAACAGACAAAACUAGUAAGAGAGUAUAAUGAUAAACGCUUUCUUAAUGCGAGUGUCAAGCGAAUGAUUGUUCUUUGCCAUGAGCAUGGCUGUGAUGGGGUGGCAGGGCGUCUUAAGAGAGAAUUUGGCGUUUCUGACAAGAUGCAUUGCUGGUCCAUGCUAGAUGCAUACACAACGAUGUCACAGUGGGGACUCAUUGAUCAACUGGGUGACGUUAAAAAUAAGAACAAGCCUGUCAUUGGAGCCUCUGCCUUUAUCAAUACACUACUUGCUUGUGGGCGUCAGGAACAAGCCAAGCAAUAUAUACACAAGAUCCCCCAAAUUGAACAGCGAAUGGAAUAUUAUCUAUUGUGUAGUGAUUGGGAAGGAGCUGGAGCCGAUUGCCGUCGUCAUGGUGAGCCGGACUUACUUACACAACUGAAGGAUCGGGUAAAAGGGGAUGCUUCCGCAGUGCAACUUAUUGAAAAGGGGUGGAAUUCUGUUCAAGAGUCAGGGGCGGUAAGGUUGGCUAAGUUAUUUGCUUAG
Molecule: messenger RNA, 2754 nt
Organism: Trypanosoma cruzi
Lineage: Eukaryota; Euglenozoa; Kinetoplastea; Trypanosomatida; Trypanosomatidae
Product: vacuolar protein sorting complex subunit, putative
Exons: 1
Coding region: 1-2754 (917 amino acids)
Biological process (GO): intracellular protein transport; vacuole fusion, non-autophagic; endosomal transport
Cellular component (GO): cytoplasm; HOPS complex; lysosomal membrane
Molecular function (GO): actin binding
Source: RefSeq, a predicted model, not a curated record